UUUCACGGGGCGCACAGGUGGGAGUGUGGAUUUAAAUUCCCAAACUAACUUUGGAUCUUCUCUUUCUGGAUUUUUUUUUCUUUUGGAAAGGGGGAUGGCAGCUCGUGAUUGGAGAUGCACGCGCCUUGUUUAACACAUCAGUAAAUCCUGGAUGGAUGUUAUCACGGCUGUUUGGGCAGAUGAUUCCGCGUCUACAUUCACACCUUGGAUACCUGCCGCGCUGACACAUAGCGGUGUGCUCGCUCGGUCGGAGUCUCGUGCACGUGAAAAUCACUCCGUGGGCUUCUCCAGAGGAAAGUUUGUGACUGGGACGCGGUGGAGGAUGAAGCCAGCGCACCUUUUUGGGAUCCCUCACGGACGCAGAGCUCAGUGACUGCUCAUCACACGUGGUUUUAAUUGAAUGUAUGAUUUGUGGAUGGAUUUGUGAGCAGGUGUUUCAGAGCUGGAGAAUGUGUAUCCGAACUGUGGAGUCCUGCUCGGGCUGGAGGGGAGAGCAGAGGAUAUACACAUCCCUUCCUGGGACCACAGGUGUUUCCUGGAAACAGUGACUCCAAAUCCCAAAAUGUCGAGCUGUGGAUAAAGAGGCCGCCCCGUGGGUCGAGCUGACCUGUGUCUACCUCCCUGCACCUCCUCUCCUCAUCAUUUCCUAGCUCCUCGUCCUCCCCUUCCCCUUUCCUCCCCCCUUUUAUCCUCCCCUUAUUCUUCCUCCUAUUUCUAUCCCACCACCUCCUCCUCCUCCUCCCCCACCCCCACAGCACACAUGCAGGCCAAGAAGCGGUACCUGCUCGUGUCUGUGGGGGCCGGUCUUCUCUUCCUCGUCUACCUGUGGGGUCUGCAAAUUGGGGAGUUCCAGCAGCAGCCAUACCAAUACAACCAGUUUCCCCAGUACCCCCAAUACCACCAGUACCACCAGCAGGAGUACCAGUACUACCACCAGAGCCAGGACGUGUACCAGCCCCAGCCCCUGCCUCAGAGAAGCCCGUCCAGACCGCCCAGGCACUGGCCGGAGUCGACCCAGCUGCUGGAGCCGUACCUGGAGGGAGGAGAGCAAGAGGAGGACAGUCCUCAGCUCCAUCACCAGCACACCUCGCCUCGCGAACGCCGUGCGAUCCGCGACAACAUCUACAAGAACAAGCGCUGCCGCAUGGAAACCUGCUUCGACUUUGCUCGCUGCCAGUCGGGCUUCAGGGUUUACAUCUACCCUCCGCAGAGAGGGGACGAGAUCUCAGAGACCUACCAGAAGAUCCUGUCGUCCAUCGAGGAGUCUCGCUUUCACACCAAAGACCCUACUCGGGCCUGUCUGUUCAUUCUGACCGUGGACACGCUGGACAGGGACCAGCUUUCAGCUCAAUACGUCCAGAACGUGAGGCUCCGGAUCCAGAGCCUGCCCACGUGGAACGAUGGCAGGAACCACCUCAUAUUCAACCUCUACUCUGGCACCUGGCCGGACUACACAGAGGAUCUGGGCUUUGAGGUGGGUCAGGCCAUGCUGGCCAAAGCCAGCGCAGACGUGGUCAACUUCCGACCUAAGUUUGAUAUCUCCAUCCCUCUAUUCUCCAAGGAUCACCCGCUCAAAGGAGGGGGCAUAGGUUAUCUGACGCUCAACGAUGCACCGCCUUCCAGGAAGUACCUGCUGGUUUUCAAAGGGAAGCGAUACCUCACUGGCAUCGGCUCUGAGACAAGGAAUGCUCUGUAUCACAUCCACAACGGGGAAGAUAUUAUUCUGCUGACCACGUGUAAACACGGCAAGGACUGGGAGAAACACAAGGACUCUCGCUGCGACAGAGAUAAUGAAGAAUACUCAAAAGUCUAUUUUAGGAAGUUCACCUGAGUUAUCACAGUAAUGGAAGAGCACUUAAGACAGCAGCGGGGAUUCUCCUGAGAGAGCUGAAGGGA
Molecule: messenger RNA, 1896 nt
Organism: Epinephelus fuscoguttatus (brown-marbled grouper)
Lineage: Eukaryota; Metazoa; Chordata; Actinopteri; Perciformes; Serranidae
Product: exostosin-1-like
Exons: 4
Coding region: 761-1831 (356 amino acids)
Cellular component (GO): Golgi apparatus
Molecular function (GO): acetylglucosaminyltransferase activity; glucuronosyltransferase activity
Source: RefSeq, a predicted model, not a curated record